GCAGCCGGGCGACAGCAGGAAGUCGGGAAGCCUGCCUACGGGCAACACCUGCGCAAGGUGCCUCGGAGAGUUCCGGCAGAGCGAAAGAAGUCUGGGAGUCAGCGCGCCCGUGCCAUGUUGGUCUCCUGGAGUUGAAAGCCACUGCUGCGGGCGACGGAGAUGUUUGUGAAGCUGGUCGUGCUUUCAGUCCUACAGCACUCCGUGCGCUUUUUGUGCCGCGUGACCUGCCUGGGCGGUAUGAAGCAGAGGCUGACGCGGAUGUUUUAGCAACUUUUGGAGAAGUUGCAACAGCAUGGCCGCAGUCUAUGCAAGCCUACGUGACUGGUGUGCUACAGCCGGCAACUUAUGAUGAGGUACAUGGAGCAGUGACCGCUUUGAGCGAUCACCAGAAGCUUGCAUCAUGGUGCAGAGGACAGAGCCAAUCUGUAAAGGAAGCAGUAGCCGAUCUGCCCGGUCAGAAGGCAGUGGUGUUCUGGAUGCGGGCACAGAAUGCCAUGCUCCAUAUCGAAUCGCAGUCCUGCAGUGCUGCACGAUUGAGUGCUUGGCGUGUGCAGCUGCCACUGGAAGCAGCGCUACAAGCGGAGCCUGCUGCUCUCCUUGUACCAGAAGCGGCCACGGACGUCGAUUGGUCUAUUCUGCAGGACACGCACUUCCAGCAGCUUGUGUCCGAGCUGGCAGAGCACGACCUGUUGGGAGCAACCCCGACGCCAGGCAACAAUUAG
Molecule: messenger RNA, 722 nt
Organism: Symbiodinium sp. CCMP2592
Lineage: Eukaryota; Dinophyceae; Suessiales; Symbiodiniaceae
Source: the annotation of a GenBank genome assembly